Molecule: messenger RNA, 1557 nt
Organism: Leptosia nina
Lineage: Eukaryota; Metazoa; Arthropoda; Insecta; Lepidoptera; Pieridae
Source: the annotation of a GenBank genome assembly
AUGAGUGGAUACAGGAAGCAAUUUCUUAUAGUAGCUUGUGUAAACAUAGGUCAAUUCAUCGACGGGUACAGCGUGGGUUGGUCAGCACCUAUCAUACCUAAACUUCAGGAUCCAGAACAAACCCCAUUGCCAGAAGUUGUCACAGAUUUACAAAUAGCAUGGAUAGGAUCCUUGUUGUAUUUGGGUUCAAUUGUUGGUCCAUACAUCCCCAGUUACCUCUCAAACAUAAUAGGUAGGAAGCCAUGUUUACUAUUCGGUGGAGUGUUAAAUCUUCUGGCAAUAAUUCUCAUAGUGACGACAAGGAAUAUAACAAUGGUGUACGCUAUAAGGAUUAUUAGUGGACUCGGCAUGGGUAUGGUUACUGUGAGUAACUUGGUGUACGUUGGGGAAAUAGCUUCUACCAACAUAAGAGGCAUUUUGCUAACAUCCACGUCAAUUGUGGGGAUAUCUGGCACGUUGGCCGCCUAUUGCGUAGCUCCGUUCGUCUCAUACAAGAUGACUGGUUACUUUGCCCUGAUAAUAAACUUAGUUCAUGUCUUCGGGAUCUACUUUAUACCGGAAUCACCUGUUUAUUACGCUAUAAAAGGCAAAGAAAUUGAAGCAAAAAACACACUACGAUCUCUAGGUAGAGUACAAGACUUGGAGUAUGUAUUUGAAUCUGUCAAGGGUACAAAUGCUGGUGAAGCUAGCAGCUGGAAGGCCUGGAUUAAGAUCUUUACGGUGAAGGCAAAUAGACGAAGUCUUUUGAUAACAUUGACUUUAUGUACCCUUCAGCAGACCAGUGGCGUGGCUGUAGUGCUUUUCUUCGCGACAACCAUAUUUCAAAUGGCCGGAUCUUCCAUUAGGCCAGAUAUUGCAACAAUAAUUAUAGGAUCUACGCGCUUAAUAGCCAGUAUGGUAGCUCCGUUUGUAGUGGAACGAGCUGGCAGAAGAAUUCUACUCUUAGCGUCUACUGCCUUCUGUGCUUGUAGCCUUUCUAUUCUCGGAACCUAUUUCUACUUGACCAGGAUAAAGAGUUCCUUGAUCUCUGAAGUUGGAUGGCUGCCUCUUUUAGCUCUGAUCUUGUACUUCUUUUCUUAUGAAAUCGGGGAGGUCAAAGUCAAAGUCAAAGGUGACCUGGAUCUAAUCACGCGUUACAAAACACAGUUACAAGAGUGUUUCAAGUCCCUCAGAAAUAGAGCCGCCGCAAUGGGCCUGGUGGUGAAUGAGGAAAAGACAAAAUAUUUGGCAACCCCGCAUACUUCGAUGGGGGCGCCAGUCAGCAUUGAAAAUGUAACCUUCGAGAGAUGUUUUGGGACGAUGCCGUGUGCUCUCGUGGGCGAAAUGUUCCGUGGUAACGCCCGCAGCACCGGAUCAGCCGUUGCCAUGACAACGGCUUGGCUCAUCGGCUUUGGCGUGGCCACCGGUUUCGGCUCCAUGGUGAAAUUCCUCGGUGGUGAUGUUACAUUCGGGAUGUUUGCGUGUUCCUGUCUGGUCGCUUUCGUGUUCACCUUGAAAUUCGUGCCGGAGACAAAGGGAAAGAAUUUAAAUGAAAUACAAGAAAUUUUGAGUACAUAA